Molecule: messenger RNA, 6726 nt
Organism: Ixodes scapularis (black-legged tick)
Lineage: Eukaryota; Metazoa; Arthropoda; Arachnida; Ixodida; Ixodidae
Product: cationic amino acid transporter 2
Exons: 5
Coding region: 357-1799 (480 amino acids)
Biological process (GO): amino acid transport
Cellular component (GO): plasma membrane
Molecular function (GO): amino acid transmembrane transporter activity
Source: RefSeq, a predicted model, not a curated record
GCCUGAUCGAGCUGGUCACCUCUCAGCGGCCCUGCCCUGACUCCCUGUACGCCUGCCUGUACCAGUGGGCGGGCGAGGCGGCCGCCUUCUCGGCCGGUUGGCUGUCCCUGCUCCACCAGGGCGCCGCGGUGGCCUGCGUCGCGCGCCUCCAAAGCAGCACCAUCGACUCGCUGAGCGGCGGGGCCCUGGGCCGGGCCUGGCAGGCGCUCGGCUCCUACGACCCCGUGGCCCUAGCCCUGGGCCUGACGGCGGCGUCCCUGGCCGCGGCGCCGAGGCUCCUGUCCGCCCGGGAGCCCACCUGGCUCGGCCUGCUGCUCAUCGGCGUGUCCGUGCUGGCAGCGCUCUUCUUCGUCGCCAUGGGGUCGGUCGGGGCCACCGCGGCUCCCGGCAACUACUGGAGCCUGGCUAUGCUGGUCAUGAGUGACAGCGCACCCACGGGGCUCCUGUCCGGCGCAGCCCUGUGCAUGUACGCCUUCAUCGGCCCGCACACGGCUCUGCGCCGCGCUCCGGAGAGCCCUCGGCCGUCCCGGGACCUGCCGCUGGCCGUGGGUCUGAGCACGGCGCUCACCUUUCUCCUCACCUUCGCCAUGGCCGUGGUGGUGACGCUCCAGGCGCGACAGGACGCGCCCAGGCCGCUGGCCGCCAUGUUGGCCUCCUGCUCGGCGGACUGGGCCGGAACAGCGAUGGCGGCCGCUUCCCUCGUCGCCUUGGCGGGACUCACCGUCUACGGCCUGCUACCCCUGGGCGGUGCAGUCCGCUCCCUCGCCGCCGACGGUCUGCUCUUCCGGAGCCUCGCCAAGGUGUCCUCGAGCACGGGUACCCCCGUGGGAUCCAUCCUUGCCGCCGGAGCCCUGGCAUCCCUGGCCGCCCUUGUCAUUCCCGUACGCCGUCUGCUGGGCCUAAUGGCGGCCGGCCCGCUCGUCCUCAACGCAGCCGUCUGCAUCGCCGUCCUACUGGCUCGCUACCAUCCGCCCAGCCGGACAGCGUACGACCUCCUCCGCGACGAACCACCGCCAGAGUCCCCGUCCAAGGAAGACGCCAGUUCCGAGCCGACCGCAACGUCUUCGUCAUCCGAGGACGAAGAGGAAGAAGAGGAAGAGGACGACCACAACAAGGACACCGACGCCCUCGUCCGCGAGUACCGUGAGCGACUCCGCGUCGCCGCCCUGACGGACGUCCACGGGGGAACGUUGAGGGACCCGACGUCCGUGACGGCCCGCAGGUCGGACCUAGCCGUGGCCGGCAUCAUCGUAUCUCUGUUCGUCUUAUCGGCGGCCAUGGAGCUCGGGUCCAGAUUAGACGGACACGCGGUGGCCUCGGCGUGCGCGGUGGUGUCCACUGUGAGCGCCGUUGUGGUGGCCUGUCUCCUGGUGCUACUCUCAAGGCAGCCCCAGGCGACGCCCGGAGGCGCGGCAGCGGGGCUCCUGGGAGGUGUCGAGACCUUCAGGGUGCCAAUGGUGCCCUGGCUACCGGCCAUCGGAGCCUUUCUAAGCAUCUGUCUGCUGGUGGACCUGCUCGUUUCCGCUUGGCUCGUGUUCCUCUGCUGGGUUGCACUGGGUGCGGGCGUGUACCUGCUGUACGGCAUCCACAGUUCCACGGCGGCGUCCGAGUUCCCGCUGGUGCCGUCCGCCAACGGCAACAUGGGCUCCCCGAGGCAGCCGUCGCCCAAGAUCUCGCUGCGUCCGAUGGCCAUGCAGCCCCGCAGCAUGUUCGUCUCGCACAUCGUCCCGUCGCACAGGAGCCACCCGGGCAGUCAGCGGAGGCUCGCCGAACUGGACACCGUCUUCGUUCAGCAUUGACUCGCCGCAAGAGGUUAGGAACCAGUCGCCGGAGCAUUGCCCGAAGUUGCAGUCCCACGGGCGAACCAAAUCGGCCCGCGUCAUUCCAGGGUUCGGGGCCAGCCACAUAGAACCAAGCGGGUCCACUCCCACCCAGAAGCAAUAAGUCGGACCAAAGGACAGCAUGCUUGUUCUGGCGUCCCGCCGGCGUGGACGCCAACUCAUCGUCUCCGCGCCUCUCAUCCUCGAGUUCAAAUAUCUGUGACAAGUUAUCAUGCUGUACUCACAGCGUGCACCAAGCCCGACUCCCAUUGAAGGCACGCUCGAUGAUGUUAUUUAAGAAAAGAAAGCAAAAAAGACGUUUUCUACUACGUCGACGGCGACUGGGAAUCUCGACGAGGUCCCGGGGUACGCUUGGCACCGUAGACGCACCAUACCAAUGCAAACAUAGACAAUCAGUGCAGAAGUACAGUGCUUGAAACUCUUUGCAGCGUGCGCCCUCCCGACUCGCUUCUAGCGUUGCCGAAUACCGCUAUAACAGACAAACCAAAUGGCGACCAUCCAAUUCGAGAGCUCGCAAGUAAAGCCCCUCUAUACUGAAAGUAACGCGAACCACUGUAGUUAGCUUUCCUCCUUUCGAACGCACUCGAACUCAAAUAUUUAUAACUCCCCUUCCGGCAGACGACGCCAUGUUUGAGCGUGGCGUGCUGGGAGGGAAAAGAAGUAGUGCCGCGUCGGGCGUUCGGCUAACACUCCCGUCAUCGCUGAUUGGAAGACGAGUCUCCACCGAAAGUUGACGUAGUACACUUGUCCAAUCCCUGCACUGCGUUCACCUCUCGAAGUGACUGAUCAUUCAGCACUACGGCCAAUUUAUUUAGGAGAUGUUGCUCGGUCAUGCUCAAAAAUGGCGUCAUCAUCCGGGAGCGGAAAGAAGGAGAGAAGGGUCACCCCCCCCCCCCCCCCACCCCUUUUUUUAGAGAGAAGGUUGGCGUAACUUUUUUGAAUGCAGGAGCUUUUCUUGCCAGCAGUAACAUAAACUGAGCUUGAGGGUGUGCUAUUGAACAAACAACCCUAAGUGGUUGAACAUCAGCGUUCCAAGAACUUGACUGUACCAUACUGAAAAUUGAUGAAAUCCUCCAUGGGAAAGCCGCAUGUCUUCUGUUCCGAAUCUCGAACGUGAAUCAUGUUUCUUCGCGUGAAGUACACGAACGAACUCACUCAAUGGUUGUUCUACAAGUUGUGUGUAUGCACAUUCGCGGAUGUGUGGUUGUGCGCACCUGCGGGCCCUUGGAGCAUUGUAACGACAUUAGGUGGUUUUCGGCGUAGCGUUACCGCAGGCUACCGUCGACACAGCAACGCUUCUUGCGCGCGCUGAAGAUUAUGCUUCGGAGAUGCAGCGCGAUCUUCCGGUAGCAAUGCCGCUCCGUACGGCAACGGUAUGCUAAAACUCUAUUACUACUCGCCACGGUAGUAUGUUCAACCCCACCAAACAUUCCCUCCAAAACAGGAUUUUUUUUUUUUUUUCGUUUUUUUCUGUACAGCUUUUGCGUCGCUAUGAUUUACUCCCAACGGAGCAGGCGGUCCGGCACUUCAUUGGAGUAUAUCCUAACGUCCACGACUGUGCGCCAUCAACACUGGCGUGAUUAUUCGCGUCUCUGUUCACCAUGACAAACUCACUCAACACCACUCAUGUUCCAGAACUGCAGACGCGAGAUAAUUGUUUGAGGUGUGCCUUCCUCGAUUUAAAGCUUCGUGCAUGCUAAGUCAACUUCAAAGCUAUAAGUUAACACCUCUCACGUUUACUGCACUGUCUCUCACUUUCUCUCUUUCUCUCUAUCUCGCUCUCUCUCUCUCUCUCGCUUUCUCUUUCUAUUUCUCUUCAGUGUGUUCAACCACGUGUGAUGUGCAAGUAUAUUUUUUGCAAGGUGGCCGAGAAGGAAAAAAAACGUUUUCGCAUGAGGAGGUUUGACUUCUCUUUAUAAACUAUAUUAUGUAUACGGUUGUUGAAGCCUUUUGUGGUUAGUGACGUGUUUCUUGUUUGCGUUAGCAGACAAUCCACCCCAAUGCACUUUCCCCCGUACCUAUGGGCCCUGGCUUGAUGCGAGAUGCAAGGAAAAGGAAGCUACCGAAGAGACUUCGAGGAAAGCGUCGCGUGUUAAUUAAUAAAUAGAAAACAGCAUCCGCCGGACUAAACAAAAGUGUCACUUAAAAAAAAAAAACUGACGCUCAUUAUUGGCAUCAUACCAAUGAAAACUGGUAGCACACGGGUGUAGAAGACUAGUGUGGGGUAAACUGUUUUCAUGUUUUAGUACUACCCCGCCAGGUUGUUGCGUGUGCUUGUCAGUUAAAUGUGCGCUCAGACGUUGCCAGGGUAGAAGUCGACUGCCAAGUCAUUCUGGCAUGCUAGUCAUGGUCUCACCAGCUCAGCCUAGUCAAGGAUUGCAUAAUCGUCUUCCAUGCAUGUUUUGUGCUCCGACGUUCUUGCCUCCUAAGUGAACAUAUCUCCUUUCUAACACCCGUCUAACCCUGACCUUAAGACGACACUUUGUAAGCGGUCAAGAGUGAGAACAGCGGCUGUCCACGGUAUUCCAUCCUUCCUGUACCUUUUACGCUGCAUUUAUUGUUUCGCUAACGGAUAAUGCACACCCUACCGUUGAAACUCCGUUCUUUUAACGAUGCCGCUCAAUUUCGUGUACUAACUGAGGCCGCAUUGUAAAACACUUUCGGCUGGUUCCCAUACAUACUUGCGUUUGACUGCGUCUGGGUGCGUUGCGUUUUCGUGCUGCAGCUUACGUCCAGAGAACGUACUGGCACGCUGGCGCCAUCUCUUAGGUAGCGCUAGAACCCUUUCGAUCAGCGUAUACAUUCUUAUCAUUUUGUAGGCAUCAUUCCUUCGCCGCAGACUCGAAAUAAUGCUGACAACGUUGUAGGCAAUUAUUUCUCAUAUACAGUAGGAAGAUGUAACCUCGCACAUAAUGGAAGAACUUCAGUCGAGUUACAUGCGCAUAUACCUGCGCUACGUGAUAGAUGGCGCCAGGUGCAAACAAGCCAUUAGUCGAAGCUGCGUCUUUAUUUAAAUUGGAAGUUUUAGGUGUUACUCGUUCCCGAAGCAACUGUAACCCAGAUAUACCUCCGUGAGAAUGCUGACGUUAAAGUUUGUUGUUGUUGUUUAUUAAGUUAUCUUGCCUAGUAAUACGACUCCGAAGACCACCGCAAUAAUCUGGCCAGACUGGUUGGUCGUCUUUGCACAGCUAGUUAGGAAAACGUGUUCGCUGCACUCGCAAAAAGACUCUCGCACAGCGUCUCGACAAAGAUACUCAUCGACCCUCGAGUCGUUCCCAAUAUCGAGCUCAGAACUCUCGGUGUCUUGCUUCUUUAUUUUUUUUUUUUUUUUUUAUAACGGAACCUUCUCUUCGAAUCGUAAGGUACCGUACCCAUCGUCCCUCGCAAUACUGCACCAACGAACAAUGAGUCCACCCAAAAAAAAAAAAAAAUACUGUAACAUUUUAGACACAACAAUAUAUUCCCCCACAGGCCAAUAUUAAAAAAAAAGGCCGUACAAAACUAUUUGCGUUAUCACGCGACAAUUUCCAUCUCUCUCUAUCUCUAUACUGCGUUUCACUCUGGGUCCGACCCCAGCCGGCGCUACGCCAUCCGAUGUAGCCAAUCAAGCACACUGUAUCCGCCGCGAUUCCGCGUUUUUUUUUUCCUGUGUAUGUGUGUGAUUGGUUUAGUAAGUGAUAGCUAGCAUACCCACAAAGGCAACGAGCCAACGAGGUAGACGGGCUUAGAACGAUAAACUGGCAACUGAAAGGGACCCCCUCCCCCCCCCCCUCCCCCGGCCGCCGCCAUGUUGCACAUUUUUAACCACUAGACACGUACCUUAUCGUUUUACGUCUAGAUUUCAACGAAAUACCGCGCACAGAGCAUUGCUUAUUGAUCUUUAAUAACAGUACCGACGAGAUAAGUUACGUUUCGUUCGUUUUAAGUUCAAAAUGUGCUUCUACGACAAAACCUCGGGCAGCUUCGCAAUGGCUCCGCUAGAUGCCGACAGCCGCGGUGCUGUAUUUUGGUUGGUGUUUUUAUCGGAGCUAGACACUGAUCUCUGGGGCUAGCAGUAUCGAAAAAUAGUUUAUCGUGUCUUUUUACAGCGAUCGCAAUACGAAUCUCGGCUCAGUUUUCCGUAAAAGCCUCACUAUUUGGUACGGUCACGUGUCUAGGGGUCAAAAUUGUACAACAUGGCGGCAGCCAAGUGGGGGUCACUUUCGUCUGGUGAACGGGAUACCAGUCUAUCGCUAUAAGCCACUCUACCUCGUUGCAACGGGCACAUUGACGAUGCACUUUUGGUGCUUUCUGAUUGGCUGCAUCUGAUUGUAGCGUCAACUGGGGUCGCACUUAGUAUAGCUACAUGAAUUAUAUCCGAAUACAUAAAAAAAAAAAGAAAAAAAAAUAUAUAUACGGUUUUUUCGACCGUUGAUAUACUAGUGAAUAAAAUGCAUACUGGAGCUUCGUCCGUAAACAAAACUCUCCAAGUUGCCGUUUGUAACAUUUAAAAAAACGCGGCACUGUUUUUGUUUGUUACACCGGGCCCCGGCAGAUGGAAUACAGUGCUUGUGUGUGGUGUUUUGUCUUUUGACCUGUGAUAGUGCCAAACAAAACUGUUAUAUACAAGCGGGCACACGUGGAAAAUAGUGCAUAUGAUGACAACGAUAUUCAGGAAGUGUCUGCUUUUUUGCCGUUGUUUCUAGUCGGGAAAGGUUGGAAUGUUUGAACACCCCCCUUCACCUUUGUAUUCAACAAAGUCGUUGACUACAUUGAUUCCAUAAAUAAUCAAAGUAUUUUUAACGGGAUUACGUGCGCAGCACCGAAAUAUGUGCUCACGGCUCGGUUUGCUUAUAUACUAUCUUGCACAGCACUGGCUUGUUUGGUAAAAAUGUCUGAGUUUUCA